AUGAGUAAUAAUAUUAGUAAUACAGUUAUACCUUUACCACCGAAAACAUGUAAUUAUACAGACUUGAAAGAUUACUUGUCUUUUGCUCGAAAAGUAAAUGAAAAGAUAGUACAUGUAGUUUACUUACUUACUGAUUGGUUCAAAUAUGAUCUAGAUCAUUUCGCAUAUGAAGUAAAUAAAAUAAGAGAACCAGAGAGUGAAUGUUCAAAAGUGUGGACACAAUUAGAGAAUGCAUCGAAUCAUAGAAAACAACUUAUCAACAACUGUAUCAUAGAGACUGAAAAACAUUUAAACAACCAAAACAACAAUCCAAUCACAAAUACUGUACUCAAGAGACAAUUGGAACAACGAUUAAAUAUGUUACGUCUAGAAGAAGACGUAGAGAAUGUAAUGACUGAUGCUGCCCAAAAGAUAUUCCAUAAAGUUUGUAAAGAUGAUUCUUAUUCUAUAUAG
Messenger RNA from Cavenderia fasciculata, 453 nucleotides. RefSeq lists its product as uncharacterized. The transcript is spliced from 2 exons. NCBI's taxonomy places the organism in Eukaryota, Evosea, Eumycetozoa, Acytosteliales, Cavenderiaceae. The record is from RefSeq and is a predicted model, not a curated record. The coding region runs from base 1 to 453 and encodes 150 amino acids.